AUGAUAUAUUUGAAAAGUGCUUUUGUAUCAAUUUUUUAUUUUACUGUUAUUUUUUCAUAUUUUGCUCAAUGUGCAUCAACAGAAAAUUUAAAACAAUGGAUAAUUAAUAAUCGUAAUUCUCUUCCUGUUGGAGCUCAAGAAGCUAUUAUAUCAGCAUCAGAGAGUGAUUUUACAUCUACAAUUCUUAAAUUAUUAGGUUUUAAUGGUGAAAAUGAAGUUAAUGAUUUAUCAAAUUUAAUAUCUUCUUAUACAUCAACUGAAGAAUUUGGUGGUACAGGAAAUAAUGAAUCUAAAAUUAUUCCAACUAAUUCUUUAAAUAAAGGUAAAGAAGAUAGUUAUGUUGAAAAACAAAAAGUUGGAGUUAAGGUAUCAGAAAGAGAUGUAUGCCCAUUUAAUGCAGAUCCAUUGAUAAUUACCGGUGAUUAUGUUUAUUGUAAACAAUCAAAUAUCAGAGAUUGUCCAAUCGGUUUCAUUUGUGAUAAAAGUUUUGUUCUCGGUAAUACGAUAUGUUGUCAAGAUUUAAGACCUAAAACACCAAUUGUUAUGCCAAAAAAACCAAAUCCAGUUUUUACAACAAUUAGACCAACAUAUGAAUGGAGUACAAAAGUACCAGUCAUUAUUUCAACUCCAAUAACAGUAACACCAAAUAUUGAAAUGAAUAUCAAAAUAAAUAAAUCUACAAAUAUACCAUUAUUUACAAAAGAAAUUACAACCAUUCCAACAUCAAGUACAAAAGCUCCUUCAUCAACAUCAACAACUACAGAAGCACCCAAAACAACAGUUACACAAAAAACAAAAAAUCCAUGGAAUCAUUUAUGGACAACAACACCAGUACCUGAUACAAAAAUUAAAGUCUCUGUUCUUCAAGCUGGUAAUAUUAGAAUCUUAAAAGAUUCACAAAGAGAAAUGACAGGAUCUAUAACAUUAGUUAGUGAUCAUGGUGUUAAUGUUCUUGUUGAUACUGGUGCUUCUAGUGAUACAGAACGUCUUUUGUUAGCUUUAACAAAAGAAGGUGUUACAUUAGAUAGUAUUGAUAGUGUUGUUAUUACACAUGGUCAUCCAAAUCAUAUGGGAAAUCUAAACUUUUUCGGUCGCAAACCAAUACUUUUUAAUUCUCUUGAAUAUAUUGGAAAACAUGUUAUUGCAACAGAACUUAAAGACAGACCAUAUAGAAAAAUUACUUCUAACAUUGAAGUAUGGAAAACACCUGGUCAUACACAACAUGAUUUAUCAGUUCUUGUUCAUGGUGUUAAUGGAUAUGGUACAAUGGCUAUUGUAGGUGAUCUUAUUCCAUCAGAAAGAUUUAUUAGUGAAAAAAUUGAUGUAAUGUUAUCAGAAGGUGUUUGGGAUUCAGGUACAAAACGUCAAAAUGCAAAUUUAAUUAUCUGUAUGGCUGAUUGGGUUAUUCCAGGUCAUGGACAACCAUUUAGAAUUCUUCCACAUUAUCGACAAAAAGCAGGAUGCACUAGAUUAUUAGCUCAACGUAGUAUCAAAGAAUCAGCUUAUUACCAACAAUAA
Molecule: messenger RNA, 1518 nt
Organism: Strongyloides ratti
Lineage: Eukaryota; Metazoa; Nematoda; Chromadorea; Rhabditida; Strongyloididae
Product: Beta-lactamase-like domain-containing protein
Exons: 4
Coding region: 1-1518 (505 amino acids)
Source: RefSeq, a predicted model, not a curated record